AAGUAGUAUCAUUGUGAGGUCCAGCAACAGAUGGCGACGACAGGAGCGGUUCAAAUCUGCCAGGGUGGAUGUUUUGAUGUCAGAGUCCCGGCCUACUCCAGACUCUUGGUUUCUAAUGUUGGAUUUGGAAAAAAAACAUGCCAUCCGAGUUUUAUUAAUAAUUUACUUUUUAUAGCUGUUAUUUUCUUUGUUUUGACUUCCUAUUUCUGCUGGAGGCCUCAAAAAGCCUCGUUCUAGAUUUGGCGAUAGACGGACCCCAGCGUAAGGAGACGUCUGGAGUAUUGUUCGGAAAGUUUCCUAAAAUGUAUUUAAUCAGGAAGGGCGAGGUCGGCUUUAGCUAGCUACAGAUAUAUGCACUACUCGGACUUGGCAGCGAUAAGUGUGAAGCUUACGCCCAGAGUUUGGAAUGGGGAACACGGUGUCAUGCUGCGUCUCUUCGGAGUCGAGUCCCAAACUCCCUUCGAGGCAACCCGCCGAGCGGCUGGAGGAGUUUCAUACCAGCACCGAAGUGAGCGACGACAACACCGGGCCCUAUCUGCAGCAUAUAAGCGACAGGGAGGUCCCUGAUGAGCUGGCCUUGGAAUCUAAUCCAUCGGACCACGCCCGAGCAAGCACCAUCUUCCUCAGCAAGUCCCAGACAGACGUGCGCGACAAGAGAAAAAGCAACCACAUAAACCAUAUGAGUCAUGUUUCUCCUGGUCCCCCGUUAAAGAAGUACAGCUCCUGUUCUACCAUCUUCAUAGACGAUAGCACCGUGAGCCAGCCAAACCUCAAAAGCACAAUUAAAUGUGUCACUUUAGCAAUAUACUACCACAUCAAAAACAGGGACUCUGACAGGUCACUGGACAUCUUUGAUGAGAAGUUGCACCCUUUAUCAAAAGAGCCAGUGCCAGACGACUACGCAUAUCUGGACCCAGAACACAAACUGAUCUAUCGCUUCGUCAGAACACUCUUCAGCGCUGCACAGCUCACUGCAGAAUGUGCCAUCGUCACACUUGUCUACCUAGAACGUUUGCUGACUUAUGCUGAGCUGGACAUUUGUCCCGCCAACUGGAAGCGUAUCGUCCUGGGAGCCAUCCUGUUAGCCUCCAAAGUCUGGGAUGACCAGGCUGUGUGGAACGUUGACUACUGCCAGAUCCUUAAAGACAUCACUGUGGAGGACAUGAAUGAAAUGGAGCGGCAGUUCCUGGAACUCCUCCAGUUUAAUAUCAACGUGCCAGCCAGUGUUUACGCCAAGUACUACUUUGACCUGCGGCAGCUGGCUGACGACAACAAUCAGAACUUCUUGCUGGAGCCCCUCAACAACCAGCGUGCUCAGAAACUAGAGGCCAUUUCAAGACUGUGUGAAGACAAGUACAAGGACCUGAGUAAAGUAGCAAUGAGACGAUCCCUCAGCGCAGACAACCUGAUAGGUAUACGACAUUCAAACGCUGUGCUCUCAUAGACCCCCCCGCUGCUGGCCGUGACAUCUCCACAUCUCAGCGAACCCACAGCCGACACCAGACAAACCUACAGAGUCAAACGGGGGUUCUGCCCAUCGUGAGCAUGACCCGCUCAUAGGAGUUUGUUACAGCUUUAUUAUUGCAUCUUUGAUGAAGCUGACAUUAUGGCUUCUCACCCAAAUGAUUGUCAGCGAUUCGUUUUGCAGAUUUGUUAGUUAUGUCCUAACUCUCUCUACCCAUAAACUGUUCAAAGUAAAGAAACAAUGAAGUUUUAAUUGUGACAAAAAACAGCAUUAGUUAAAAACAUUUAACCUGUUCCUUCUUGGUAGUUGAGGCUAGGGCUGAUUAAUAUAAUCUCCAGAAGGAAUUAUGUGGAUCUGGACGACUGUUUAAGCUCAACUGGUGAAAUUAUUCAGAAGAAAACUUCAGAAUGUCUGUAGAACAAAACCUGUAAUAUCUUUUCAACAGGACGGAUCCGUUCCUCAAUGUUCUUUUUAUUUAUCAAAUAACCACAUCUCUUUAUCUUUAGUUUUUUACAGCCUACAUUUUUCAUAAUUGUGUGAAAUUAACAUUGGAAAUGUGGGUUUUUUACUUAAUUUUUACAAACAGAUUUUACCGCUUUGGCUUCACACAGAGGGUAAAGUUCAUGUGUUAAUUGUAUCCAAAUAUAUUCACUGAUUAUUUAUUGUAUCGCUGAUCUUCAGGCAUUGGUACUCAGAAAAGCUUCACAGCACUGAGAAAUAUUAGCUUUUUGGAACAAUUUUCUGAAUUUGUUCUGAAAUUGGUCAUUUUAUCAUUUUAACUGGAAUAGUUAAAGAGGCAUUCUUUAUUACAAAGUACCUGGAAAAGUGCUAAAUUACCCUUUUAUUCUUUUUAAAUAUUUCCAUGUCUUCAUAUAUUUUAGUGGUCAUGAUCAACAGUUCUCCUGGCUGUCUUUAGACUAAAGUCUUUUUCUUUUGACAUUUUAAAUCCUGCUAGACGAGUUGUGGGGUUUUUAUUUCUUGAGCCACUUAACACUGACCUUAACUUUAAUAUACAACUAACCUAAGUUAAUAACUGUUGUUGUAUUAAAAAGUAAUGGAAAAAAAUUCAA
This is a messenger RNA of Girardinichthys multiradiatus, 2535 nucleotides long. It is a transcript of the gene ccnyl1, whose product is annotated as cyclin Y-like 1. Lineage: Eukaryota; Metazoa; Chordata; Actinopteri; Cyprinodontiformes; Goodeidae. The coding region runs from base 407 to 1444 and encodes 345 amino acids. Gene Ontology annotation, molecular function: cyclin-dependent protein serine/threonine kinase activator activity; protein kinase binding. The record is from RefSeq and is a predicted model, not a curated record. The transcript is spliced from 11 exons. Gene Ontology annotation, cellular component: plasma membrane. Gene Ontology annotation, biological process: regulation of canonical Wnt signaling pathway; regulation of cyclin-dependent protein serine/threonine kinase activity.